AUGAUGCAUGUCCUUAAGCACUGCAUUCCAAAGUACUUCACUGUUGAUUUUCUGAAUCAUCGAAUUGAGUUUUUCAAGUUUGGUCCAUGUGAUUCAAAUAAAAUUCCGUUGUUGUCGGCAGACUUUGCCAAAAGAGAGAAGUUGAAAAUGUCUGGGUCAGAAACUUAUCUCUUUGUAAAACUGUUUGGAAUUCUUGUUGGUGACAAAAUUGAUCAUGAUGAUGAAUAUUGGAAGUUGUAUUUGAAAUUGCGUGAGCUCCUGGAUGUUUGUUUGUCUAAGUCUCUGUCAUUUAGUCAAGGGGUAUCUCUACGUGUCCUUGUUGAUGAAUUUAACUCUAUGUAUAUUCAAGUUACUGGUGAUACUUUAAAGCCAAAGAUGCAUUUUUUGUGCCAUUAUGGCUCCACUUUUGAGAAAAGCGGGCCUGUUUCUCUGACAUCAACUAAACGUUAUGAGAGCAAGCACAGAGCUUUGCUUAUCCCUGCCCAUGCCACUGAGUCACGUCGUGAUAUUUGUAAAACUGUUGCCAUCCAACAUCAACUCAAUAUGUCCUUUUGGUUAAAAUCUAGACCUUCUAUUUUGCAAAUAACUGAAUUUGGCCCUAUUAGUGAGGUUUAUGCAGAUGACUUUGAAAAUACUGAAUUUGUGAAGAGCUUGCCAGACAGUAUUCAUUUAUCACCUACAUCAUCCUGUGCAUCAAGUAGCUGGGUUGAGUUUAAGGGCACCAAGUUUAAGCCAGGUAUGAUUUUACUGCUGAAAAUUGAUGAGUCUGGGGGACCAAUUUUUGGCAAACUUGAAGAUAUUCUUCUGGAUGGUGACCUCCCUGUUUUUGUUUUUUCAUAUAUGCUCUGCCUUGGAUUUGACGAACAUGUGCAUGCAUAUGUAGUGCAAUGCACUGACAGGUGGUCAAGUAUUUCUCCUCAUGAUCUUUAUGAUCCACUACCACUAAAUCUGUAUACUUCUACCUGGAAUCAAAAAUAUGUGAUACUUAGAUAUAUUCUGUGA
Messenger RNA from Thrips palmi, 1002 nucleotides. RefSeq lists its product as uncharacterized. The transcript has a single exon. Lineage: Eukaryota; Metazoa; Arthropoda; Insecta; Thysanoptera; Thripidae. Bases 1 to 1002 code for a protein of 333 amino acids. The record is from RefSeq and is a predicted model, not a curated record.